Messenger RNA from Anopheles coluzzii, 569 nucleotides. Its product is annotated as anaphase-promoting complex subunit 13. NCBI's taxonomy places the organism in Eukaryota, Metazoa, Arthropoda, Insecta, Diptera, Culicidae. The record is from RefSeq and is a predicted model, not a curated record. Bases 181 to 423 code for a protein of 80 amino acids. Gene Ontology annotation, cellular component: anaphase-promoting complex. Gene Ontology annotation, biological process: protein K11-linked ubiquitination. The transcript has 2 exons.
CAGCGAUGGAAAAUUAUUUGGCAUUGAAGAAAACAAAAGCCACAAAAAAAGUGGCGAAAGUGUUGGGCGAUCCACAAAAUUCUGGUCUGUUCUUGCAAAUCUAAUCAGCUGUUAGUCAUUCGUAACAGCGGCCCUGCUAUCGUUUUCGGUGUGGUGAAUGUUAAUUUGUAAUAGCUUCUAAUGGAUAGUGAGCCACCAUUGGGCGGACGCUUGGUCGAUUUGGUGGACAACGAGUGGAUUGCCGACGAGCUGCCUUACGACCACAUCCAAGUGCCUUGCGAUAAGCUACCCGAUCCCGAGGCGGACAACGGUGACUCGCAUCUGACGCUGAAAGAGCAAGAGCAGAAAUGGACUGAUCUGGCGCUGACAUCACUGGCACCGGAUUUGUCCGUUUCCGAGCAGGUUAAUUUCCCUGGUGUUUAGCGUGUAGCGUCUCUCGAUUGUGCUGCACCGAACUCGGCACCAUUGUGUGCUAACUACAUGAUACGGCUUAUACGCGUGUUAUUUACUGAAAUCGACUAAUCAAAACCACAUUAACAAUGAAUAGACAUCUACAUUCCCCUACGAUA